UAUUAGAACGACAGCAUGAACUUUCACUGUCAGUCGUGUGUAUCGUGUGUGUGUAUAUUAAUAAGAAUGAGCUGGACUUAUUCUCGAAAGGCGAAGAUCAGUUCUUCCAUACACAUGUGGUAUUUGUAUCCUUGUUACUAUCAUUAUUUUUUAAACUGAUUACUAGGCCUAUUCGUAGCUCUAUAUCAAGGACUUUAUUACAUCACGUGAUUAUCAUAACACACCAAUGGUGACUGUAUUAAAAACCACGUUAGGAGUUCCUUAUUUCCAGCUUGCUCAUCCGAUUCAUUUAAAAUUACUAUUAUCUUAACGAGGACAAAUGCUCACAGCAGAGCUACUCCAGCACGGUGAGAUAUUUAUUCUCCAUGACAGGUGACGUCAUCUCCCCACAAGGUACCGAAUUUUGCAUCUUUAAAAAAGCAACAGUAUUCUCAAUUCGUCUUAAAUGAGAUUCGGCCAACCGGUAAAAACCUUCAAAACGAUAGCUCAUCGGUUUUUCAAUAUGCGUGUAACUUAUGUACUUGUUAUAAUUCUAACAUUCACCAUCUGUUCCGAAUGUAUGAUGUGUUUUUGUGGUAAAACACUUAAAGAGAAAAGGAAACUUUGUGAAGGCUCACCGACUUCGUCAAGCCAGUGUCCUUUUGGAACCAAUCUGGUACCUGACGCUUGUGGGUGCUGUCAAGAAUGUUCGAAGGUGGAAGGUGAGCGAUGUGGCGGCAUGAUGAGUGCAAUGGGGAAAUGCUCCAAUGGCCUGAUUUGCAGUUGUCAGGAACUUUCCAAAAUAGGUGUAUGCAGAACACCAGCAAGAUGCGAUGUCCUAAUCAAGAAGGGACCAAGAGGACGUAUCGAUGCAGAAUUCGAUAGCAGUCAUGAGAAGUGUUACUACAAAUUAAGAGCGCCCUCAGAUCACGUAAUCCGAUUGACCAUUCGCAGCGCCUCUGGCCUGGGCUAUGCCCAAAUGGGCGGAACGUGUGCGACAAAACUUCGGGUCGUCGACUUCUCAGAAAAGUCUGGGAGAACGAUCACCGACAUAUGUUCGAAUCAGAAGGAUGGUUUUCCGAUAAAAUUUACCUCGUCAUCUCGAAAGCUGGAUAUUAUUUUUGUUCAAGAUGAACGUGGGUGUGGUUAUAAUGGACCGUUUGAUAUGGAUGUCAACUACCAGGCAACGUACGCGUUUGUAGCGAAGGAAAACGUAGAAGAAAAUGGAUCUGGCCACGAGGACCUACUUAUGAUACCUCCUUAGAGAUGAAACUGACAAACGAUCGGUGAAUUUAUUUCCAAAUUAGAUUUGUCAAAAUGCCGAGGCGAUUUGUGAUCGUCUUGAUCACGUUUUUUCUGUAGUACUAUUCUAAGUUGGGUUUAGUUUUUUUGUUGGUUUUGGUAUUUACCCUGUAUUACAUAAAACUCGUCGUUUCCUACCAUGUUUCUAUUGAGAACCCAUGGAUGUUUUUUUUUACACUAAUCAACAUUAUAAAUCCAUUGAUUGAAUGAUUAUGUGUAAUUGGGGACUAAUUGAUAAAAACAAUAUAUAUUUAAUUAUUUGUUAGUACGUAAUUAGUAGGUAAUUUUAGGUCUAGACCAUUAUAUAUAUUACAUUUGAAAAUUUGAAUGUCUAAUUUUAAUUUAAAGUUCUAUUUAUUUAUCUAACAUAUCUAAUGUAAAAUACCACACACAUAAACAGUACAUUGCAGUUUCUUCACCCAAUGCAUUGACAUAGGCCUACGUUUACAUUUAAUUAUCACAUUAUAUUUUCUUUAAUAUUGUCCUUAAACUUAAUAUCAGAUACUUCAGAUUAUAUAAUAAAAUAUAAAUGUGACAACGUA
Messenger RNA from Anneissia japonica, 1823 nucleotides. RefSeq lists its product as uncharacterized. NCBI's taxonomy places the organism in Eukaryota, Metazoa, Echinodermata, Crinoidea, Comatulida, Comatulidae. Gene Ontology annotation, cellular component: extracellular region. The transcript has 4 exons. Bases 446 to 1243 code for a protein of 265 amino acids. The record is from RefSeq and is a predicted model, not a curated record.